AGUUUCUCUUCGGCAUUGGUCGGCAAAAUAUAUCGUAUAUUUGUGUUACAUCUCUAAAUAGAUAUACUUAAUUUUAAGUUUGUUAACAAAUGCAAUAUAGAUGUUUUUAUGAAUAUAUAAGCUCUGUACUGCAUUGAAACUUAAAUUUCCCGAUAAGUCACUCGUCUGCAAUUGGAUGUUUAAAUAUAUUUGAAGCCGAAUAAUCUUCCUUUCUUCAAGACUUGACUGCUUGAAGAAUUAUUUUAACUAAAACCAUGGAAUAUCUACAAAUUUUUUUUAUGCUUCUUUUUGUGAGAGUUGAAGGAGUGGAUGAGUUAGAAAGAGUAUGCCUCAGACAGCCAGAGACAACUGCUAAAAAGCGACCUGGUGAUAAUGGAUUUCAGAUAAGAAUAGCUGGAUCUCCAGAUGGAUACGAGGCUAAUAAAGAUUAUACUGUAAGCAUCAGCGGAACAUACCCAGAUCAGAAAUUUGAAGGCUUCAUGAUGGUAGCUGUACCUGAAAAUGCUGUAGACGAGACGACCGAUAUGGGAGAAUUCCUGCAGACUCAACCUACUUGCAUACCACUUUGUAUGUAAAUCUGUCAUGCGGCUACUUCAUAAGUAUUUUACUGAAAAGAUUUGAGUUAUAAGAGACUAAUAUUGUGGAAUCGUGGGAAACAACCAGUUUGUCACACCCGUUGUUUGUCGAUCAUGGCAACGUGUUUCCUUUCAUAUGCAUUUGGCAUGUGAUGUUUUGUAAAAGGCAAAAUGAACUUUUUGUUUUUGAAAAACAAAUAAUAAUCUACCAAAAAAAAAGACGACACGUGUGACCACACCCUAGGCGGCGUUUCUUUAGUUCACCGAGGAGACCUGGCAUUUGUAAUAUUUUCUUUAACUAGGAUAGUAUUUGUGGCCAACGUAUUCAGCUCUUUGUAUACAGAGAUGAAUUAUGAAAAGGGAAAAUUUGAACGGUUCUGCUCGAGUAAAGGAAGGUAGUGACUCUUUGUAGUCGUGUCAACAGAGUUAUUAUAAAUUACACUUUUAUCUUGUCGGUUGCCUUGUCGCUUUGAAAUAGGGCGUUCGACCCAAUAGAUUCAUUAAACCGUAUACUUAGAUGUUGGGGAUUUGAACGCAUGCCUUGCACAGCUGCUAUAUCCAUAUGGGAAGAAAAGUGCGUCUUAGGUUGUAGAGGAUUAAAAGAAAAUCAUUUAGCUGUUGAGUUGUUCAACAGCCGACGAUUACUCCAGAACUAAGAGCAAAAAAUAUUGAAAGACACUUCUAAUCAAUCAAGCCUAAUAAUCGUUCUUGCCUGAAGAAUGCACUACUAUUCUUCUCUUUGUUAUAUACUACCUAAAGCUUUACAUAGCGAUAGCAUCUUAGGUAUAUCAUUACAACAUGGUAGGCUCAUAAGGCUUUAUACAAAGUGUUAGAUUAUUAACUCUAAUGGUACUACGCCGAAGAUGCUAUUGUUACAAGACACAAUAUAUUUUUCAUACUAAUUUGUUAGAGGAUACCUUUCUCUCGACUCUUCCUCUAUUUUAUGACUAAUUCUAAUUCUACAGUUAGUGUACCUAAAAUCGCUUCUUUAACUCUACUUCUACACUUAGUUACCUUUGUACUGUACGCUAGUUAACUGCAGCGAACGUGUCAAUUGUUGCUUUUUAGAGGUAUUAAAUGAAGAGUUUUUGAUGAGUCAUAAAUCUGAUAAUGGAUUGACGGUAUACGCGUUUGUAACGGAAUACCGGACGGUUUUUAUAGAAAAGCAAUUUGCAAGGGGCGGCGGCCUCGAAAUAUACACAAAAGAAAAUAUAUGCGGGCUAAGAUAGAAUUUGAACAGUUCACUCCAGGUGCGCACAUAUGAAUUGGACGUCACUAGCUGCUUAACGCAGCAAAAAUGAACAGCUGCCGCCUUACACAGAGCUACAGAUCCAGGAAGAGAUCGCCUUACAAUGCCACAUCUGCUGGCGGCUCACCAAUUGUGAAAGCUAAUAAGGGAAUGCCUCAUCACGUUCGUUGAUCCUUCAAUAUCGGGGCACUAAAGAAAGUAACAAAAAUAAAGCAUUAUAACAAAAUGAGAGAUAAAACAUUUUUUGGUUGGAUAAUGCUAGUAAAACACUCUUAUUUGUUUGUCUUUGUUUAACGGGAAAUGAUGGGGGCGCUAAUGAGUUUUGCGUGUAUAUUAAGAAGACGUUGGUUUGCUUAUUCUGUUAUCAGAAGAAACAUAUUGAGUGUCGAACAUUUGCGCCUAAUGACAGACGGUUGAUAAGCGUUAUCUCGAAUCACUAUCGGCUCACACCCUCCCCCACCACGUUCGGCUUCAUCAGAACUUCUUGGGGCGUGAGUAGAUUAAUUGGGGGGUCGUUAACUGCGCUUGCCCAGCUGCUUGUCGACGCUUUGAUGCUUAUACAAAUAUAGUUAAGUAAAGAAAAGAAAUUGUCUUGUUCUUUAGCUCUAUAAGAAAAUUUUCUAAAUCUUACUAUCACGGUCUCUUCUGUUAUCACAACCGAUACGCUUGACCGAUGGUGUCGAUAACCCUGUCAGAAAUUGAAGUUUGCUUUUGGAUAAGGGAUCUCCUUGUUUUUUUUCCACCCUAUUUAUUUGGUUUAAUAGGGUCCGAGCUUAUUAGCCUAUCUGGUUUUAGUUAGGUUGCAUAUACAUCACGAAAAUUUCAGUUCUAUGGUUUUUCCCUAGUAUAACAAAUAAUAUACGGCUUCGUAACUCGAUACCAUUCAUAUUAUUCAAACCGUAUAUACUUCGAUUAGCCAAUGUUGAAAUAGUAUACGGUUCGUAUACGCUCUGUAUAUCCUGUUCGAUUAGCUGCGCUGUGACCUAAAACAAACAAAUACUGAUUAUAUCGUGAUUCUUGCGAAUUUUUUCAUCAGGUAGAUGAGUAUGAAAAACGAAAAUUCUCUAGUUUUUUGCCUGAUUUUUAAGUCUGACUCAGAGAAGUUAAAUACUUAUUUCAACGAAAGGAAUUUUUGUGUGGUCCAUCAGCAUAGUCAAAAAAAGGUGCGGGUAAUGCAUACUUUAAUAAUACACGGGAAUAGGGCGACAUUCGAUAGUCUAGCUCUUUUGUUAAAGAGCUUUUACAGGUCGUAGGGUUGCAGCCAGUGACAUUAGAGUUUUCAAUAGACACCUGCUCGUCCCUAGUUAAGGAUAAAGUUUUUGCUUAGUUUUAUGGAAGCGAUUCGCUUGUCUACUAUACUGUAUACAUUAUAGACGAGCAGUUGAGUGAUUGCGAUGCGUUUCAUAAUUCGCUCCAGUCUAUGCAGACGAAGUGCAGCCGUGGCGCUAAUGCCCGCAGUAUUUGCAGUUGGUACAGUCCGUCAGAUUCGGUUAGGCGAACAAAAAGCUAAAAAAUCUCUCCGUAAAGGUUAACGAAGCGAACUAAAUUUUUGGCACACGUCAAAAGACGUUUUUUCUUCGUAAUUUAAUCGCUAAUUCUACUGUCCCAUUUUCUCUCUCCUUUAGCCACAUAAUCGUGCACCAAUUAGCCGCCUACAGACAGUUUUUUCCUGCUUGAGGGCGUCGAUUAUGCGACUCACACGCCUUUUUUAACUUUCUUUGUCCUUUUAUUACUUUUUUCAUCGUCUUUUCCCUAUUUUUUUCCUAUAUAGCCUAUGGAUAAUGAUUCAAAAAAAGCUUCAAUGUGCCCAUAUGUGCUCACGCAUAGCUAUAGCCAUAAGAAGAGGGAUACUCAACUAGUCUGGACGGCGCCUGUCAGUGGAGCAGGAUGCGUGGAAUUCAGGGCAACUGUCAUUUCAUACAACGACAUCUGGUACAAAGAUGACGGCGCCUUGACAAAAAAACUCUGCGAAAUGAAAGAAAAAGUGAAACGUAAUGUUUCACCUCCGAAAAACUGCUGCCCUUGUGGAUCUGCAAAAUAUCGGAUGAAAUUCGAAGGUUUAUGGACGAAGGAAACAUUUCCCAAGCAAUUUCCCACUCCACUCGCAUUUGCACACUGGUCCCCCAUUACUGGAGCAUCACAUAGUAGGGACUAUUCCAUAUGGAAAUAUGGAGAAUACGCUAGUGAUGCAGUUCAGAGUGUGUGCGAAUAUGCUCACACUCAAAAGCUUGAGAGCGAAAUGCGAAGAAAUUCAAGAUUUAUUAGAACAGUUGUUAAGACAAGAGGCAUAUCUUGGCAUAGAAGAACAAAAUUAUUACAGAAAAAAUGGGCAUACUUUAGCGUUGACAGAAAACGCCACUAUCUUUCUUUUCUAACAAUGCUGGGUCCCUCGCCUGAUUGGUGUGCAGGGAUAUCUAAUUUAAACUUAUGUGACAAUUGUACUUGGAUAAAGCGUAAAAUUAUUGAUCUGUAUCCUUGGGAUGCUGGAACUGAUGAUGGCAUAACAUAUAAAAGUAGAAACAAAGAAAGUAAUCCUCGACAAAAAAUACGAGCCAUAGACAAUUCUUGGCCAAAUAGUAAAUAUUCUCCAUGGUAUCAAUCAAGACCUAUCAAACCGGUAGCAAAACUGAUAAUCAAACGCCUACAACCAAAAUAUGAUACCGAUAUAAAACUUUGUAAUGGAGAGAAUGAGCUUGAUGAAAAUUUUCCAUCUCUUGAUUUUGGGAAAGAUGAGGAUGAAAAAAGUCCUGCUCAUGAAGAGGAUGUGUUACCUUUCAAUCAAUAUAUCAAAAUGACAGCUAUGGAAAGAGAAAAACUGUCUAUGUUGAAAAGUUUUUGUGCUCUAACAGAAUUCGGACCCUGGAGCGUUUGUAGUGCGACCUGUGAAAAAGGUAUUCGUUACAAGACUCGACAUUUUAUAAACAAAGACGCCAAUGAAACCUAUUGCGGUAUAUCUUUGAGAAAAGUUGAAAGCUGUAGAGCAGCAAAAGGAUAUUGUGGAGAUUUUAAUGAUCCCUGUGCUACAUGGCCUUGGUCUGAGUGGAGCCCUUGCUCUGUAUCGUGCGGUUACGGUGUUAAGAGACGGAAAAGGUCUUAUAUAAAUUCGACUGCUGCACGUUUUUGCACAAAAGAUGUUUCCGAAACUGUUAAAUGCCAGGCAAAGUAUACGGACUGUGAAAAGGCCAUAAAAAUGGAGAAUUUAACAAAUAUUUGUUCGAAGCCCAGCGAUUCUGGUGAAUGUAUGGCUGCCCAUACUCGUUGGUUCUACAAUGCCACUGCAGAUCAAUGCAGUCACUUUGUAUAUUUUGGUUGUCAAGGAAAUAAAAACAACUUUAAAUCAUAUUCUGUAUGCAUGAAUGUUUGUGCAAACCAUAUGAGAAAGAUAAAGGGAAAUAUCAUACACAGCAGAAUCAAAAAUUAUGUCUCGGGAUCUUCACCAAUUCAUUGUAGAGUAUCAAAAUGGUCUAAAUGGUCCAAGUGUAAUAAAGACUCUUGUCUUAAAUAUAAAACGCGAAGAAUUCUUCGAAAAUCUGCUAAUGGCGGAAAGCAAUGUCCUACAAAAUUAAAGAAAUCUAAACAAUGCGUAGGCAGAGACAAGAGAAGUUGUUGUGCAGUUGGGCCUUGGUCUGAAUGGUCAAAAUGUAGCAGAAGUUGUAGGAGUCCACGAAAUUAUGUACGAAUUGUAAAGGAAAGGACACGAAAAGUUCUGUAUGGGUCUGAUUGCAAAAAUCUUGAGCGUCGAUUGUGUGACUUACCUCCUUGUCCAACUCAUUAAAGUCAUGGAAAAUUCCAAUGUGCCAAACUGCAUUUUAUAUUAAUAUCAACUAAUUCAUUGUUGGUCAAAGCCUUUUUCGGAGUGCUGCUUGAGAAUAAAUAUGACGUUUCAAGGAGGAAUAUCUGUUUGCAAUCCGGUGAAAGAUUCAUUACUUAAACUAAAUGUGCAUGUUAUUUAAUCACUUGAACCAUGUAUUUGUCAAUCAUAAAGUUAUAAUUGUAACAUGUAUAUGUGUUACGUAGCACAUGAAAGCAAGUAACGCAAAAAAUUAUUUGUUAAUUAUAUAAAAGAGUAGAACUUUUGUUACACUGCGCAAAUUUGUGCUUUUUACAUGCUUAAAAUUUUAUCGAUGGAUAAGAAUAUAAUUAAACUUGUUUUACAAAAUGUUUUAUGUAGAAAUGUAUUACUUUAUUCGUUAAUAAUAAUAAAAAUAUAAUAAACAUGUAAUAUCAACUUGCCAG
Dimorphilus gyrociliatus is the source of this 6060-nucleotide messenger RNA. NCBI's taxonomy places the organism in Eukaryota, Metazoa, Annelida, Polychaeta, Dinophilidae. The record is from the annotation of a GenBank genome assembly.